This is a messenger RNA of Mesorhabditis spiculigera, 312 nucleotides long. Lineage: Eukaryota; Metazoa; Nematoda; Chromadorea; Rhabditida; Rhabditidae. The record is from the annotation of a GenBank genome assembly.
AUGCUACUUCAAUUUUUCACUAUACUCAUCAUUCUGCUCAGCGUAAACUGCGGUGGUGGUGGUGGAAAAGCCCCGGCAAAGAAGCCGGCGAGCACCCCGCCAAUCGAAGAGGCGCACGUAGACGAACAGCCGCAGAAGCCGAAGCCCAAAGAAAGCCGCGAGGGCAAGAGCAAGGAGCCGAAGAGAGCCAGGAUGGUGCCUACGAGGACUACGAACUUCCCGCAAAAUGAUGCAAAAAUGAGCCGCCGACCUGAACGAAGCAAACCAGGGCCCUCGUCGUGUUGUGGUUCGCCGACGUUAAUUCCUGCGGCC